This is a messenger RNA of Hydra vulgaris (swiftwater hydra), 1467 nucleotides long. The record is from RefSeq and is a predicted model, not a curated record. NCBI's taxonomy places the organism in Eukaryota, Metazoa, Cnidaria, Hydrozoa, Anthoathecata, Hydridae.
AUGGUGUAUAAGGCAAAGUUGUUGUUGGCCUGGUUUAAAUUGAUUUCUGAAAAUGAAGGAGCCCAUCGCUACUCAUAUGUUGACAUUCCAUAUCACUUUGUAUUUGAUGAUAAACGUUGUAAAUGGAAGGCAAAAGGAGCAACAUCUUGGAAGGAUUUGCGUACUGUUAAUGGAACAGUCCUUGAAACCUUUCGUGAAGCGUGUGUUUUUAAAGGUUUGCUGCAAGAUGACACUAAAUGGCAGAAUACUCUUUCUGAGGCAGGUUUAACGCAAAUUAGGCAGCUGUUUUCAAUUAUUUUAACCUUUUGUGAACCUGAUGACCCUUUGCAUCUUUGGAAUACAUACAAAGCUUUUAUGAUGGAGGAUUUCAUUCAUCACCAAGUUCCAUUUAUAUUAGCUGAACAAGCUACUCUUCGUCAAAUCGAAAAGAUUAUUAAUCAAAGUGGUAAAACGCUAUCUGAUUAUAAUUUGCCUGUUGUUAAUGAAUUCAUAGAUUUUAAUUUUGAAAAUUUAAAUGAUAAUGUUCAGCAAUCAAUUGACGAAGCUAAUAGAAUAAGACCGCUUCUUAAUGUUAAUCAAUUAAAUGUAAGUAAUGCUGUCCCUGCUGCAUUGAACAAGCAACCAAGUGUAGAAAAUCAACAUUCCAAUUUGUUUUUUAUGGAUGGACCAGCCGGUAGUGGCAAAACUUCUUCAUAUAAUUAUUUGAUUGCUGCAUGGAUUGGCAUAGCAGCAACUCUUCUUACAAAUGAAUCUACGCUGCACGGCUUAUUAAAACUUCCUGUCCCAAUACUGGAUAACAGCACAUAUUAUAAUAUUAAACGUGUCAUUUUAACACCUACUAAUGUGGGUUCAUUGUCAAUCAAUGAAGAAGUGCUUGAAUGUCUACAUGGAGAGGUCAAAACUUAUUUAAGUGCUUAUCAAAUAGACACUGACAAUCCUAAUGAAAUAAAUAAUUUCUCUGUUGAGUUUUUUCACAGCUUAACUCCUUCAGGUAUGCCUACUCAUUGUUUAAAAUUGAAAAUUGGUUUUGUAAUUAUGCUACUUAGAAAUUUAGAUCUUAAAGGUGGGCUAUGUAAUGGAACCCGAAUGAAAGUUUGUGGUCUCCAAAACAACUAUAUUGACGCAGAAGUUUUGACAGGUGUUUCUGAAGGUAAACGGGUAUUUGUUCCUCGAAUUCAGUUGGCUCCAUCAAAUUCUAAUUUACCUUUUGUUCUAAAACGUCGUCAGUUUCCUGUCAGAUUGGCUUAUUCGAUGACAAUCAAUAAAAGUCAAGGUCAAACAUUUGAUAGAGUUGGGGUAUAUCUAAAAAAACCGUGUUUCUCCCAUGGUCAACAAUACGUUGCAUGUACAAGAACUAGAGCAUUUAAUAGUUUGUUUUUCAAAAUUGAUAAACAUCCUAUUCAAGGUAUGGUAGGCGAAAAAUACUACACAAUUAAUGUUAUAUUUUCUAAUGUUCUUAGUUUAUAG